AUGGGCGACUCUCUCGUACACCAGGAAUAURGCCGCACGCGUAUCCAAUGGCUCGCGUCGCUCAACACAGAAUACCACCCGCCGACUCAGUUCCGCCGCACGAGUAUCAUCUGCACUAUCGGACCCAAGACCAACUCACCGGAGAAGAUCAAUAUGCUGCGUCGCGCCGGUCUGAACGUCGUCCGCAUGAACUUCAGCCACGGAUCCUAUGAGUACCACCAGUCUGUCAUCGACAACGCACGCGAAGCCGAAAAGACACAGGAAGGUCGCCCCGUCGCCAUUGCUCUUGACACCAAGGGCCCUGAGAUUCGCACCGGAAACACUGUUGGCGAUGAGGACAUUCCAAUUUCCGCAGGCACCGAGAUCAACAUCACAACCGACGACAAGUAUGCCACCGCCAGCGACGCUCAAAACAUGUAUGUCGAUUACAAGAACAUCACCAAGGUGAUUGAGAAGGGUCGCAUCAUCUACGUCGACGACGGUGUCCUCGCAUUCGAGGUGCUCGACGUCGUCGACGACAAGACCAUCCGCUGCAAGACCAUCAACAACGGCAAGAUCAGCAGCAAGAAGGGUGUCAACCUUCCCAUGACCGAUGUCGAUCUUCCUGCUCUGUCCGAAAAGGACCAGGCUGAUUUGCGAUUCGGUGUGAAGAACGGCGUCGACAUGGUCUUUGCUAGCUUCAUCCGCCGCCGGGAGGACAUUCUCGCCAUCCGCAAGGUGUUGGGCGAGGACGGCAAGGACAUUCAGAUCAUCGCCAAGAUCGAGAAUCAGCAGGGUGUCAACAACUUUGACGAGAUCCUCAAGGAAACUGACGGUGUCAUGGUUGCUCGUGGUGACUUGGGUAUCGAAAUCCCACCAGCUCAGGUCUUCAUCGCCCAGAAGAUGAUGAUCACCAAGUGCAACAUUGCCGGGAAGCCCGUCAUUUGCGCCACACAGAUGUUGGAGAGCAUGACCUACAACCCGCGCCCGACCCGCGCAGAGGUCAGCGAUGUUGGCAACGCCGUUCUGGACGGUGCAGACUGUGUCAUGCUUUCAGGCGAGACUGCCAAGGGCAACUACCCCAAGGAGUCUGUGAGCAUGAUGCACGAGACCUGCUUGCUGGCGGAGAUAGCCAUUCCGUACAUCAACGCAUUCGACGAGCUGAAGCAGCUUGCAUCCCGACCAGUCGCAACCACCGAGAACUGCGCCAUGGCCGCCGUCUCCGCUUCGCUCGAGCAGAACGCCGGCGCCAUCCUUGUACUGACGACUUCGGGUAACACCGCACGUCUGAUCUCCAAGUAUCGCCCCGUCUGCCCCAUUAUCAUGGUCACCCGCAACGCCAGCGCCUCGCGCUACUCCCACCUGUACCGCGGUGUCUACCCAUUCCACUACGACCAGGAGAAGCCCGACUUCAAGACCACCCCAUGGCAGGAGGAUGUCGACAACCGCCUCAAGUGGGGUAUCAACAACGCCAUUCGCUUGGGAGUUCUCAAGCAGGGCGAGAGCGUCAUAUGUGUGCAGGGAUGGCGUGGAGGUAUGGGUCACACCAACACCAUCCGUGUGGUACCCGCUCAAGACGAUCUGGGUCUUGACCAGGACGCUUAA
Messenger RNA from Ramularia collo-cygni, 1584 nucleotides. Its product is annotated as probable pyruvate kinase. The record is from RefSeq and is a predicted model, not a curated record. NCBI's taxonomy places the organism in Eukaryota, Fungi, Ascomycota, Dothideomycetes, Mycosphaerellales, Mycosphaerellaceae. Gene Ontology annotation, cellular component: cytoplasm. Gene Ontology annotation, biological process: glycolytic process. Bases 1 to 1584 code for a protein of 527 amino acids. The transcript has 3 exons. Gene Ontology annotation, molecular function: pyruvate kinase activity; magnesium ion binding; potassium ion binding.